Ceraceosorus guamensis is the source of this 1674-nucleotide messenger RNA. RefSeq lists its product as hypothetical. The transcript is spliced from 7 exons. Gene Ontology annotation, cellular component: mitochondrion. NCBI's taxonomy places the organism in Eukaryota, Fungi, Basidiomycota, Exobasidiomycetes, Ceraceosorales, Ceraceosoraceae. Gene Ontology annotation, molecular function: NAD binding; NADP binding; 3-hydroxyisobutyrate dehydrogenase activity. The coding region runs from base 362 to 1363 and encodes 333 amino acids. The record is from RefSeq and is a predicted model, not a curated record. Gene Ontology annotation, biological process: L-valine catabolic process.
CCUACCUACCUACCUACCUACCUACCUACACAGUCCAGUACACAGCAGCUCAUACUCGAGACUCGUCAGAGUCGACACUGGUCCUGCGACUUGCAAUCAGACCAUCACUCCAUAGUCGAGUUGCAAGACCAUCACGCACAUGGUGGUGAAGCUACGACGCACUCGCUGCCAACGACACUGCAUCACGCGAGGCGAACACCCGCCUGGACCCAGAUCUACUUACAUAAGGGUGUCUUGAAAGGGACGUGCGUGUGCUGGACCUGCUCGCGAGGGUAGCGAGAAGAUGUUGUCCACCAGUCGCUUGCUGCAGUCGGUGGGGAGGGAUCGAUCCAAGACGAUCGGAUUCAUUGGUUUGGGUGCAAUGGGUCGUGAAAUGGCGUUCAACCUCCUCUCCAAGACGUUCGAAUCGCUACCUCAAGACACCAACGCAUCUUUCGUGGUGCACGAUACGGUGGAUCAGAGCGUCACUAGGUUUUUGACCAGCAACUCUAGCAUCUUUCCUGGAAGGCAUAUUGUGCCUGCUAGUUCGCCUGCCGGAGUGGCCAGUCUGGCAGGUACAAUCGUCACCAUGGUGCCCAGUUCUCCGGAGGUCAAAGAGGUGUAUCAGGCUGAAGGAGGGAUCAUCGAAGGCUUGCAAUCUUUGGGCAAGCCUCAAGAGAAGGAGAACAAGACUUUGUGCAUCGAUUGUACCACUCUGGACCCAGCAGCUUCCAACGACGUGGCGAGCCAGAUUAAACGGCUAGGUGGCAGCCAGGGCUCCAGCGAUGCACCAGUGUGGGACUACAUCGAUGCGCCCGUCUCUGGAGGCGUGGUCGGAGCUAGAGCAGCAACCCUCUCAUUCAUGGUCGGAUCAGACUCGAGAGCUUCAUUUGAUGAUGCAGAACCUACCCUGCUCAAAAUGGGAAGCAGGACUGUGCAUUGCGGCAAGAACACCAACGGCUUGAUCGCAAAAAUCGCAAACAAUUUGUUGCUCGGCAUCUCUAUGCUAGGAGUUUCGGAAGCUAUGCUCCUGGGAACUUCUCAUGGUCUGAAUCCACAAGUCUUGGCCCACAUUCUGAACACUAGUACCGGAAGAUGCUGGGCGUCCGAAAUCAAUAAUCCCGAACCUGGAGCUCUCAGCGGAACGAAGAACAGUCCACCAGCAGAUCGCAACUACGAAGGCGGUUUCGCAACUCGACUACAAGCCAAAGACUUGCGCUUGGCAAUGUCGGCUGCUCAGCAACGAGGCGUGCCGGUGCCGCUCGGUCAGCUCACUGCUAGCAUCUACUCCGCUCUGGGAGACAACGAAACGUUCAAGGACAGGGAUUUCAGCGUGGCUAUCGAAGCGCUCAAAUUGGCGUUGGGCAGGGAUGAAUUCAAGUAAGGGGAAGGCGCAGGGCGCAAGAAGUGCAUGCAUGACUUUGGAGCAAACAAAUAAUGUACAAGGAAGUGCUAGCACCUUUUUGCUGUGACUCUUAUCGCCGCGCUUCAGUCACACGUCUGCGCGGGUCCGAGAUGAUGUACGACCCUCGAGUACGGGCUCGAGAUUUGUAGCACUGUGCGCGUUCUGAACGCCCGGGAAUGUUGCUUCGCUACGUGGUGCGCUGUUGGCAUCUCUCUGAAUGUUCAAAGAGGAAGAAGAAGCUGAAGUCUUAUCCGGUGCUCUUUGAGAUGAGCCCCUGUGAGCUAAAGCCU